Physcomitrium patens is the source of this 1960-nucleotide messenger RNA. The record is from RefSeq and is a predicted model, not a curated record. NCBI's taxonomy places the organism in Eukaryota, Viridiplantae, Streptophyta, Bryopsida, Funariales, Funariaceae.
AAGCUUUGCCAACUGGCCUCCUCGCGACCAAAUACCCAACUACCCUAUUGCUAGGAAGACCCAAGAAUUAUCGCGGUUCAGUAGAUAUGUUUAGGCACUUGGAGGUGAUUAAAGGAUGAUGUAAGCUUGAAACAACAUGAGAGCGGCAGUUCACUGAUACAGUCUCAUUUAGGCAAUCAAUCAGGGUUUCCAAAGGAAGCUCACCAUUUUGUUGGAUGCUCACAUUACCGACGUCUGACUUGUAUGAAUUUGGGUAGCGCUUCUAGGUGAGUCCAGUGCUUGAAUUGGAUAGUUGGGCAGUUUAAGAGUGUAGAGCAAGCAAUCAUCAAGUGGCGUUGAGCUCUAGUGGUUCAUCGCAAGGGGUUUAGCAAUUGUUGAGGACUGUUAGUAAUUGAUAUGGGUAUCGUAGUGCGUGAGAGAGCAGCUCACGAGUCUGCUUUGAUGGAUCACAAGCAGGGGUUGUCUGAGAUGAUCCUCUGUGGAAAGAUCCAACCGGAGCCCCUAAUCCGCAGCGGUUGGGGGAAAUGUCGUGAUUCGAAGUCUGGACCGCUUUACUUCAAAGACUGGAACUGCGCCACGCAGACCAACAGAGAUCCUCGACAAUCAGACCAGAUUGAUAUAAUAUCCCUCCGCGGCCUUACUUCUUUUCUAACCUCAUCAUCAAACGAAGGCGAUUCAUUCUCAAAAUUGAACCGCGAGAAUAUUAGUUCCAUGAGUAAAGACAAGGACCACUCUUUGGAAUUGACACUAAAUCUGCCCGGAACGACCCUGUUUAAGCCCACAACGGCCUUCAAUCAAGCUGAAAGCAUGUACACGAUUGAGAAGGUUCGAAGUGCCCUCGAUAGGACGCAGUGGUUGAAUUACACUUCUGAAAUCUCUAGGAAGAGGACCUUUGAAUCUAGACAAGAACUCAUCGUUAAAAACCUCAUAGAGCUUUUGUCUUUAUCACCUUUUUCACCAUCUUCAUCUAGAGAUUCUACUUUGACUGGCCAGCUCCAGUCUGACUCAUCCUCCAAAUCAUCGAUUUCAUCACCAUCCAUUUCGCGACGGAGCUCUAGUUCGGAAUCGCACUUUACGUCCCCCUUUGUUAUAGAUUCUCAAGACGAUGAUGAAGACGUUCACCAGCCCAAUGCUUCUCGCGAGUCGGGCGACAACAACCUUCAAGUUUAUUUACUAGAUAGGCUAAACCUAUGCGUUGAAGCUGGGAUAUUGAAAACGAUGGUGGCAGCAGGAUGCAGGAGCUGCCUGAUGUACGUGAUGCUUUCGAACUCCCAUCCCUGCUGUCCAAGAUGUGGCAAUGCGGACGCGACACUCCUUGAGGUUCCAGGCCCCCAAUUCAAGAAGCAACGCACGACGACGUUCGACUAUAUCAGUCUUAGAUGGAGUUGAUGCACCGCUUGAAACCCCGCCAUUGAAUCUCAACGCUAGCUUCCUUAUAAAGACUCAUCUAUCAGCACACUGUCUUCUUUGAGCUGCUUACUCUGAGCCUGUUUGAGAUCAUCUUUCUGCCGAAUGAACUCAUUUUUUCUAUAACACUCAGCGGCACAUGCAGAACGAGAUCGUGACAACUCAUUGAAUAGACCUACAAGUUCCCAAUCUUUCUCUAACGCUAUCAAUUCUACGGUGCGGGAUGAUGACCUGCAGUUCGGGACUUAUAUCAACUGUCGCCUAAAGCAGCUAAACAAGUAAUGAGCCUAGUUAUCAAUCAAUUCUAGUUAUUUCAUCUCACAAGAGAUGUUGUCCGCCGCCAUCUAUUAGGUUCUUCAAUUGUGUAGAUGAGCAGCUAUAUUCACUUACUGAACUGUGUAGUGGUGUGGAUCCUCAAAAAAAUUGCAUCAGUAAUCAGGGGAGACAAAUUAAACAUCCCCAAGAAGCUUGUUCUAGGGACAUUCUUUUUUAUUGGACCUUAAGUGGAGGUAAACCACAUAACUAUCACUCCUAAAGAGUAUGAUAUCAGUUA